Nicotiana attenuata is the source of this 2540-nucleotide messenger RNA. Its product is annotated as ribosomal RNA small subunit methyltransferase B. The coding region runs from base 135 to 1766 and encodes 543 amino acids. Gene Ontology annotation, biological process: regulation of DNA-templated transcription; rRNA processing; RNA methylation. Gene Ontology annotation, molecular function: rRNA methyltransferase activity; RNA binding. The transcript has 18 exons. The record is from RefSeq and is a predicted model, not a curated record. Lineage: Eukaryota; Viridiplantae; Streptophyta; Magnoliopsida; Solanales; Solanaceae.
AACAAUACAUUACAGUAACUAAAUCCACAAGUCACUAGUUCGUUAAAGGCGUGGCUUAUCAAAAAGAGAGAUGAGUACAAAUAGUCACUGAAGUAUCCACAGACUAUUCGGUUCAAUUUUUGUUACAGUAAACAAUGAUGCAAACAUCCAAUUCUCCGGCGUCUUCCUUCAGACAUACAAUUAUGCCUUCACUGCCCCAAUUGCUUUCGGGCCGGAUACUCCAUUUUGCAAAGCUCUCUGCAACUUCUUCUUAUGAGUCCCAUUCCGCUAAACAAGUCAAAUUUCCAAAGAAAAUCAGCCGAAAAACAGAUUCAGGCAGUCCUCCAAGGAAUACACAGAAGCUGAAUUUGGAAGUUUCUCCUCAUAGAGCUGUGUCUGCGGUGAGAUUAAUGCGCAUAGAGCUGGGUGGUGCAUUUGCUGAUCUUCUGAAUGAGCAAGGGAAGGGUUCAGGGGAGAAUGAAAUGGGAUAUGUUGAAAGAACUCUUGGAUUUCACACUCGUCACUUAGAAGACAGAGAUUUAAGACUGGUCACAGAGAUUGUUGGAGGUACCAUUCGCUGGAGAAGAUAUCUUGAUCACUUGAUUCUUUCUUUAUGCCAUGAUGAGAGUACAUUCAGAAGCAUGGAACCUCUUCUAUUGCAGAUUCUUCGAAUUGGUUUCUAUGAGAUCACCAAGUUAGAUAUGCCACCAUAUGCUGUUGUAGACGAGAAUGUAAAGCUCGCUAAGGUUGCUCUUAGGCCUGGUGCCGGUAACUUGGUUAAUGGGAUUCUUAGGAAACUAAUUGUCCUUAAGGAGAGUGAUUCCCUUCCGGCAGUAAAAGUGGACGGUGAUGAUCGUCAGCAAGCACGUGGUCUUGCCACUCUUUACUCUCAUCCAGUUUGGAUGGUAAGAAGAUGGACUAAGUAUUUUGGACGGGACGAAGCUAUUAAGCUUAUGACAUGGAAUAACAGCUCUCCCAGUUUCAGUCUACGGGCAAAUACCGGGAAAGGUUUGACAGGGGCUGAUCUGGUCUCAAGGCUUAAAAUUUUGAAGGUUCCACAUGAGCCUUCUCUAUACUUGGAUGAUUUUGUUCGUAUUAAAACUGGAAUGCAGAAUGUUAUACAGGCUGGGUUACUAAAAGAAGGCUUCUGUGCAGUCCAGGAUGAAAGUGCCGGAUUAGUAGUCUCUAUUGUUGAUCCUCAACCUGGUGAGAGCAUUAUUGAUUGUUGUGCUGCUCCAGGAGGGAAAACCUUGUUCAUGGCUUCCCGCUUGAAUGGCCAAGGUACAUUAUUUGCCGUUGACAUAAAUGAAGGUCGGUUGCGGAUACUCAAAGAGACAGCCAAAUUACACCAAGUUAUUGAUGUUAUCAGUACUAUCCAUGCUGAUCUUCGAACUUUUUCUACCGAUAAGGUCGUAGAAUGGGAUAAAGUCUUGCUGGAUGCACCUUGUUCAGGGCUGGGUGUUCUUUCUAAGCGAGCAGAUUUGCGUUGGAAUAGGAAACAGGAAGAUAUGGAGCAGCUUAAACAUUUACAGGAUGAACUUCUCGAUUCAGCUUCCAGGUUGGUGAAGCCAGGUGGAGUUCUAAUAUACAGCACAUGUUCCAUUGACCCUGAAGAAAAUGAGGAAAGAAUUGAAGCUUUUCUUCUAAGGCAUCCAGAAUUCGACAUUGAUCCUGUGAACAGAUAUGUACCGGAGGAUUUUGUCACUACACGAGGUUUCUACUUGUCUAAUCCUGUGAAGCAUGAACUUGAUGGAGCUUUUGCAGCUCGUCUGGUUAGAUCUCAAUAAAUCCAGAAUGAGUGGAGCAUGUUUCAGUUUUCACAAACUCUUAGUAUGUCGUCUAAAAGUAUCUUCAGGAGCUGCAGACAAUCAAAGUGCCGCUUUUAUGCCUUUCCUUCUCUGAUCAUAACUUUUGGGCUCUUUCAGCAUAAGAGUUCAGAGCAUCACUCGUCAUAUAUUUCUCAGGCUGGUGACGCAAAGCCUUAGAUGCGAGAUUUUAAUCCAGUCUCAGGGUUUGAGAUCUCAAAGGCCAUCAUGUGGUACAACAAUCAUAGAAGUUAAAAGCAUACUGUGGCAAGAUGAAAUAUAUUUUGUAUGGCAUUACAGUGGCCGGGUGCUGAAAGAUGGCAUGCAGAGAUGGCACGCUGUAUUGCUCUCAUCCACAAGAAUCUGAGGUGGGAAAACAUCUCGAAUGACUGCUAGGUGAAUUCUGAGGUGUUUUCUUCGUCUCUUUGCAAAAACCUCGCUGUGUAUGGUGUCUGUCUUCUGCCAAGGGGAAGACUCACAAAGGAGACUGAUGUGGCCCCUCAAUUACUAAAUGUGAACAGGCAGGGUUGUCCAAGUGAUAAAAAUUUGGCGGCUUAAGUAUUGAAUUUGGGAAUCAGACAUUGUAGGUUGAACUGUAUUUUGAGUCAGAUAAUCUUUGUCCGUCCGAUUAUAUAAUGUGAAGGUUCCCACUUCCCACUUUAGCGAACGAGACAUUUCUGAAUAAUAUUUUUCUUCUAAUGAUAAUGAUUGAUGCGUAUGAACUAUGAAGUAUGAACCAAAACUCUUUUCUGUUUA